Messenger RNA from Megalobrama amblycephala (Wuchang bream), 1320 nucleotides. RefSeq names its product fucolectin-5-like. The coding region runs from base 94 to 1035 and encodes 313 amino acids. The transcript is spliced from 9 exons. Lineage: Eukaryota; Metazoa; Chordata; Actinopteri; Cypriniformes; Xenocyprididae. The record is from RefSeq and is a predicted model, not a curated record.
UUCUGAGCACAAAAUUAUUCAACUAGACCCUCUUCACAGACUGCUGCAGAAAACUGCUGAAUUGUGAAGGUCUUUUGUGAGGUUGAUACAGUGAUGAAUUCCAGGAUGGCGAUACGUGUGAUUGUGUUUCUAACACUUACUGGACUGUACGUCGCUGAUUCCAAAGGGAAUCUUGCUCUUAAUGCCAAGGCUGUGCAGUCCUCCACAUACCCACUGGGAGAUGCAGAACAUGCAGUAGAUGGAGACAGAGAUUCAAAUUACAGGAAGGGCUCAUGCUCUCAGACUAAAGCCGAGUUUAAUCCAUGGUGGAGAGUUGACCUUGGAAAUGUCUACAGUGUAAGCAACGUUACCAUCACUAAUCUUGGAGACUGUUGCAGAGAGCGGCUUAUGGGAGCUCAGAUUCGUAUUGGUAACAGUCUGGCCAACAACGGAAACAACAAUGCGCUGGUUGCAACUCUUCUCACUAUUAUUAAUGGCACAGAAACAUUUUCGUUUGAGUCUAUUAAUGGCCGAUAUGUCAACAUUUAUUUACCUGGGAAUGAUGAAGUCCUUACUCUGUGUGAAGUCGAGGUGUUUGCAGAUAAGUCCACACCACUGUACGUUUGUGUUCCAAAGAAUCUUGCUCUUGGAGCCACAGCUGUGCAGUCUUCCAUAAAUGACAUAGGAGUUGCUCAAAAGGCUGUCGAUGGCAACAAGGAUUCACUUUAUAAUCUUGGGUCAUGCAUUCAUACUAAAGCGGACAGGGAACCCUGGUGGAGAGUUGACUUGCUGGAAGUCUUUGAGAUAACCAGGGUUGUCAUCACUAAUCGUGGAGAUUGUUGUGAAGAGAGAAUGAAUGGUGCUCAGAUCCGUAUCGGCAACAGCCUGGAAAAUAAUGGCAACAAUAAUGAGCUGGCUGCGACUGUUGUGUCCAUCCAACGUGGAGAGACAAAAACAUUCAAGUUUAAGCCUAUUAAGGGACGAUAUGUCAACAUUUUUGUACCUGGGCGCAAUGAAUUCCUCCUGUUCUGUGAGGUUGAGGUGUAUGAAGAUUAAGUGGAAUGAGAUGAUGUUACACCACAGUCCACUGAUCCUAUAAGCAAAAUACCAAACUACUGUUUUCUGAGCAAUACUAAUAUUGCACUUUUUUCCAUUGUUUUCAUUUUACCUGUGCACCUUUUAUUCUUAAGAUAAAAGAUAAGUUUCAGUGCACAUUCAGUAAAGGUUUGAAAUGGUUUUUAAAAUGCACCUGAUUCUUAACCGCAGCUGAUCCAGGGGGUUGUGUAUUUACCCAUCUUUGUUUAUCUUUACUUUCUACAUGAAUAAAUUACUUCAGCAUUG